Sphaerodactylus townsendi is the source of this 8196-nucleotide messenger RNA. Its product is annotated as voltage-dependent N-type calcium channel subunit alpha-1B-like. Gene Ontology annotation, biological process: calcium ion import across plasma membrane; chemical synaptic transmission. Gene Ontology annotation, molecular function: high voltage-gated calcium channel activity. Gene Ontology annotation, cellular component: neuronal cell body; membrane; voltage-gated calcium channel complex. The record is from RefSeq and is a predicted model, not a curated record. Lineage: Eukaryota; Metazoa; Chordata; Lepidosauria; Squamata; Sphaerodactylidae. The coding region runs from base 1 to 7269 and encodes 2422 amino acids. The transcript is spliced from 51 exons.
AUGCUUAUUUGUGAUGGCAACAAAACAAUGCUGAUUCAGAGCUUCACUGCCAUGUUGAAAGUGAUCCUGGCCACAGCUGGGACCCAGUUUGACCUUCGGACUCUGAGAGCUGUUCGAGUGCUGAGGCCGUUGAAGCUUGUCUCCGGAAUCCCAAGUUUGCAGGUGGUCCUGAAGUCCAUCAUGAAGGCAAUGGUGCCCCUCCUUCAGAUUGGGCUGCUUCUCUUCUUCGCCAUUGUGAUGUUUGCCAUAAUCGGACUGGAGUUCUACAUGGGCAAGUUUCACAAAGCGUGUUUCUCCAAUGAAACAGAAGAGAGGGUGGGAGAGUUCCCCUGUGGUGAGGAGUCACCUGCCAGGCAGUGUGAUAAAGGAGCCGUGUGCCAAAAGUACUGGGAAGGCCCCAACUUUGGAAUUACCAACUUUGACAACAUCCUGUUUGCUGUGCUCACAGUCUUCCAGUGCAUCACCAUGGAAGGGUGGACAGACAUCCUCUACAAUACAAAUGAUGCUGCAGGAAACACCUGGAACUGGCUUUACUUCAUCCCGCUCAUCAUCAUUGGUUCCUUUUUCAUGCUUAACCUGGUUCUUGGUGUGUUGUCAGGGGAGUUUGCCAAAGAGCGAGAGAGAGUUGAAAACCGUCGGGCCUUCUUAAAACUCCGGAGGCAGCAGCAGAUUGAAAGAGAACUCAAUGGCUACUUGGAGUGGAUCUUUAAGGCAGAGGAGGUGAUGUUAGCUGAGGAAGACAAGAAUGCUGAAGAGAAGUCCCCUUUGGAUGGGAGGGCCACUUCUGAAGGCCCAAUUUUGAGAGGCACAACAGCGGUGGAGAUUAGCAGCGGCGGCAGCUAUAACAUGUUGAAAAGGGCCACAAUAAAGAAGAGCAAAAAUGACCUUAUCCACGCUGAAGAGGGAGAGGACCACUUCACAGAUGUUUGCUCUGUUGGAUCACCCUUUGCCCGUGCCAGCUUGAAGAGUGGUAAGAAUGAAAGCUCCUCCUACUUCCGCAGGAAAGAGAAGAUGUUCCGCUUCUUCAUCCGGCGCAUGGUGAAAGCACAAAGCUUCUAUUGGAUUGUCCUGUGUGUUGUUACCCUUAACACACUGUGUGUUGCCAGUGUCCACUAUGACCAACCAGAAGGGCUCACUACAGCACUAUAUUUUGCAGAGUUUGUUUUCCUUGGUCUGUUCCUUACUGAGAUGUCCCUGAAGAUGUAUGGCCUGGGGCCAAGGAAUUAUUUCCAUUCCUCAUUCAACUGCUUUGACUUUGGGGUGAUUGUGGGCAGUAUCUUUGAAGUCAUCUGGGCGGCCGUGAAACCUGGAGCAUCCUUUGGCAUCAGUGUGUUGAGGGCUCUUCGACUGCUGAGGAUUUUCAAAGUCACCAAGUACUGGAACUCCCUGAGGAAUCUAGUGGUCUCCUUGCUGAAUUCUAUGAAAUCCAUUAUCAGUUUGCUGUUUCUUCUCUUCCUCUUCAUUGUUGUAUUUGCUUUGCUGGGGAUGCAGCUCUUUGGAGGACAGUUUCAUUUUAAUGAUGAAACACCAACCACCAAUUUUGAUACUUUCCCCACAGCCAUUCUGACUGUAUUUCAGAUUCUGACCGGGGAAGACUGGAAUGCAGUGAUGUACCAGGGGAUAGAAUCUCAAGGGGGUGUCCACUCAGGAAUGUUCUCUUCGAUCUACUUCAUUGUCUUGACGCUGUUUGGUAACUAUACGCUGUUGAACGUCUUCUUGGCCAUCGCUGUGGACAACCUUGCCAAUGCACAAGAGCUGACCAAGGAUGAAGAGGAGAUGGAGGAAGCUACCAAUCAAAAACUGGCCCUGCAAAAGGCCAAGGAGGUAGCAGACGUUAGUCCCCUGUCUGCAGCUAACAUUUCCAUAGCAGCCAAACAGCAGAACGCCUCCAAGUCGAAAUCUGUGUGGGAGCAGAGAACCAGCCAGAUCCGUAUGCACAAUUUUCGGACCAGCUGUGAAGCGUUAUAUAACGAACUGGACCCAGAGGAUAGGGUGCGCUAUGCUACCACCCUCCACAUUCGUCCAGACAUGAAAACUCAUUUGGAUCGGCCCCUGGUGGUUGAGCCAAGGAGUGGCGAAGGCCCCAAUGGCAAUGGAAGUAAGCUAAGCCCCACCGAUGUUCAGGAAUCAGCAGAGCAGGCCAAGACUGAGCCGGCCGAGGGCACUGAGGGUCCCCGGAAGCACCAUCGACACAGAGACAAAGACAAGGCUGUGGAGCAGGAAAAGAGCAAUGUGCCAAAGGAAGAGAAUGGGGAAUCUGGCACAAACAACAAGGAGGAGCGCCACAGGCCUCACAGGAGCCGGAGCAAAGAGGGAGAGGGUGGCGGCAAAGAGGGGAAAAGCGAGUGCAGCAGAACCCAGGAAGGAGGUCGGCGGCAUCACCGCCGCGGUUCAGUGGAAGAAGGAGCUGAGAGGGAACACAGACGCCACCGCAGUCACCGGCACCUGGUGGAGCGACAAGCCAAGGAAGGCAAUGGCACAGUCAAUGGCGCCAAGACGGAGCGCCGCUCACGGCACCGAGGAGGAUCCAGGCCUGGGAAUCGGGAAGGAGAUCCCGGCUCUAAAGGAGAGGGUGGCGAAGAACCUCACAGGCGACACAGGAUGCGUCAUAAGGCACUAUCGACCUAUGCAGCGGCGUAUUUACCUAGGGACAGGAGGUACCCUCCCCAGGCGCCACUGAUCUGGUCAUGUGGGGAGGGGUGCAAAAUUGGGCCCCAACAUGGCCAGGAAGAUGGCAAGGCAGCAGGAAGUCCUCCUGCUUUGUCAUCUUCUGGUGCCCUCAACCCCGCCCAUGUUGUCAUCAACAUGUGUGGGGCCAAGGAAGCGAAAGGACCCCCAAAUCUCACUCCCCCUCCUGGCUGCCAGUUCCCCUCAAACCCCACUCCCCUCCCAGCUCUGAGCCGGCAGCUGGCAGUCCCUUCUGCCCUCCCCUCUGGAAGGGAAGGUCAAUGUGACACAGAGGCUGGUGGGAGUGUAAUCGUUGCUCCACUGCACACCCUGCCUAGUACCUGUCUACAGAGAGUGCCUGAACAGCCAGAGGAUGCUGACAACCAGAAGAAUGUCACCCGCAUGGGUCAGCCAUCACUGGAGAAAACCACCACUGUGAAUAUUCCGGUCACUGUCACUGCUCCUCUGGGGGAAGCUACCGUCAUUCCAAUUAAUAAUGUUGAAUUUGAAACAAAAACAGAAGAGAAGAAAGACAUGGAUGCUGAUGACUUGACGAAAAAUGGACCGAAACCAAUUCUACCUUACAGCUCCUUGUUCAUCCUCAGUCCUACCAACCCAAUCCGGCGCCUUUGCCAUUACAUUGUGAACCUCCGUUACUUUGAAAUGGUCAUCCUCAUUGUGAUAGCCCUGAGCAGCAUUGCGUUGGCUGCUGAAGACCCAGUUCAAGCCGAGUCGCCAAGGAAUGAGGCUCUCAAGUAUCUGGAUUACAUAUUCACUGGUGUCUUUACUUUUGAGAUGGUGAUAAAGAUGAUUGACCUGGGCCUGAUCCUGCACCCUGGCUCCUAUUUCCGUGACCUCUGGAACAUCCUGGAUUUUAUUGUGGUCAGUGGGGCUCUUGUGGCCUUUGCCUUUUCGAGUGUCAUGGGACAAAACAAAGGCAAAGAUAUCAACACAAUCAAGUCCCUGCGAGUUCUGAGAGUCCUCCGGCCUCUGAAGACGAUCAAACGCCUGCCAAAAUUCUCUGCCUUCGAGAGCACGGAAGCAGAGGAUACAGAGGGUCUUGGAGAGAAACUUUAUCAAACUACCUCCGAUAGUAAAGAGGAAAUGCCUGAGGAAAUGCCAACAAAUGGGACUGAGAGUGAAGAAAGUACUCAGGAGGAGGGGGAAAUGGCUAGUAUGGCUUUCCCUAAUGGCUUCUACUCAAGAACUCUGGCUGAGAUUGCAGACCAGUGUAUGCUGUCAGCAAGAUCAUUUCAGCUUAUUGAGAAGAGGCUUACUUCAGUGGCAGCACACCUGCCUAACAGACAUCAAAGAGAUCUGCUUGGAACAGGGGUCUUUCCUAGGGCUAAAGCUCACCAAGGAAUGAAUAUGGCUCCAUCUCCCACUUCUUCAACUACUAAGAGUCCUGAGGCCUGCAGACAACCACCAGUGAGAGAUCCCUUGCGUGAGACGGUGUUCCUGGGUUGCAAGACCCUUGAAAAUGAUGUAAGCUCAUCUUUCAAACUCCUGCCACAGAAUGAACAGGAGGCAGUCCUGCAGCGAAUUGGUCAAAUGAGGACCCACCUAUAUGAAAGGUACAACUGGCAGAAACUCCAGAAACAAGUUGGAGAUGAGUUCAACAGGGAGACGAAUGACAGGAGUUUGCUGAAUGUCUCCCAGGAAAUGGAGGGUCGGCAAGAAAUGGAGGAAGCUUGGCAAAAUCUGGAGGUCAAUAUUGAGAGUGCCACCUCUAAGGGCCAGUAUUUGGAUUAUGAGAAGGAUGAGGUGGAAGCUCAACCCAGGAAGUGGAAUAAAUAUGAAUUCCACUAUGACAACGUUCUCUGGGCUUUACUGACACUGUUCACGGUGUCUACGGGAGAAGGAUGGCCAACCGUUUUGAAGCAUUCCGUUGAUGCAACGUACGAAAACCAAGGCCCAAGCCCCGGUUUCCGGAUGGAGAUGUCUAUCUUUUAUGUGGUGUAUUUCGUUGUCUUCCCUUUCUUCUUUGUCAACAUCUUUGUGGCUUUAAUCAUCAUCACCUUCCAGGAGCAGGGUGACAAAGUUAUGUCUGAAUGCAGCCUAGAGAAAAAUGAGAGAGCCUGCAUAGACUUCGCCAUAAGUGCCAAACCUCUAACCCGCUACAUGCCUCAAAACAAGCAGUCGUUCCAGUACAAGAUGUGGAAAUUUGUGGUGUCUCCUCCUUUUGAGUAUUUUAUCAUGGUCAUGAUUGCACUCAACACCAUUGUGCUGAUGAUGAAGUUCUAUGACGCUCCAGCUCCGUAUGAAGAAAUGCUGAAAUGCCUCAACAUUGUGUUUACCUCCAUGUUUUCAUUGGAGUGUGUGUUGAAGAUCAUUGCCUUCGGUGCACUGAAUUACUUUCGUGAUGCCUGGAACAUCUUUGAUUUUGUCACUGUCUUGGGAAGUAUUACUGAUAUUUUAGUAACGGAGAUUGCGGACACGGACAAUUUCAUCAACCUCAGCUUCCUUCGACUGUUCCGGGCUGCAAGACUCAUCAAACUCCUUCGCCAGGGCUACACCAUCCGGAUUUUGCUCUGGACCUUCGUCCAGUCUUUCAAGGCCUUGCCAUACGUGUGUCUCCUUAUUGCGAUGCUGUUCUUCAUCUAUGCCAUUAUUGGCAUGCAGGUCUUUGGAAACAUUGCGCUGGAUGAUGACACAUCCAUUAAUCGCCACAACAACUUCCGAACAUUCUUGCAAGCCCUGAUGCUACUUUUUCGGAGCGCUACUGGGGAAGCGUGGCAUGAAAUCAUGCUCUCAUGCCUCAGCCAUCAAGCCUGUGACAAGCUCUCCAAACUCAGCAAAAACGAAUGCGGCAGUGACUUUGCCUAUUUCUACUUUGUCUCCUUCAUCUUCCUCUGUUCCUUUCUGAUGUUGAACCUGUUUGUGGCUGUGAUCAUGGACAACUUUGAGUACUUGACACGAGACUCUUCCAUCCUAGGACCCCACCAUCUUGAUGAAUUCAUUCGCGUUUGGGCAGAGUAUGACCCCGCAGCCAGUUGCCGGAUUCAUUAUACGGAUAUGUACAAUUUAUUACGAGCUAUUGCUCCACCUCUGGGCUUAGGAAAGAAGUGUCCACAUAGGGUGGCAUACAAGCGCUUGGUGAGGAUGAACAUGCCCAUCUCGAACGACGAUCUGAGCGUUCACUUCACAUCUACGCUGAUGGCCUUGAUCCGGACUGCCCUGGAAAUCAAACUUGCAUCAGGUGAGGUGGGGGUCCUGCAGCACCAGUGUGAUGCUGAACUGAGGAAGGAGAUCUCCCUGGUUUGGCCCAAUCUCUCCCAAAAGACUUUAGAUCUAUUGGUACCUCCUCUUAAACCUGAAGCAAUGACAGUGGGAAAGGUCUAUGCAGCCCUCAUGAUAUUUGAUUUCUACAAGCAGAAUAAAAAUACCCGAGAACCAGGUCAUCCAGCCUCUGGCCAGACUGGAACAGUCUCCCUAUUCCACCCGUUGAAAGCUGCCCUGGAGCAAAGCCAGCCAGUAUUCCCCACCGCUUUCCUUCGUCAAAAGAGCUCAGCUUCUCUCAACAAUGGUGGGGCUUUACCGCCACCAGAAGGAAGAGGGAUCAAGGAGUCCGUUUCUUGGGGAACUCAACGAACUCAGGAUGUGUUUUACGAAACCAGAACACGAGCAGUUGAGCGAGGCCACUCGGAGGAAAUUGCUGUGGAUCAGACAAGCAAACAGGUAGUAGAAAUGCAAGAAAUCAGCCCAACGCUAGCCAAUGGUGAACAGCAGCCUGGUUUGGAAAGCCAGGGGCGAGCCGCUUCCAUGCCACGUUUGGCGGCUGAAACUCAGAGGAGCCGAGCACGGUCACCGGGGAGAUACCUAGCACCCAUCCCAGACACAAGCCCCAUGAAGCGUUCCAUCUCCACACUGAACCCCCAGCGCCCCCAUGCCACGCACCUCUACGAACAUUCCCGACCAGCAGAGCACACCCACCACCACCACCACCAUCGCUGCCAUCGACGGAAAGAGAAGAAACAGAAGUCCAUUGACAAGCCCUCAAACAAUCUGGCUGCUGGGUCUGUUGCUCCAGCGAUAGACCCUCAGUGUGAAAUUAAAAACAAUGGCAGUGGCUCAGGUAAUGGGAGCCCCCUGCUGUCAACCUCUGGUGCUAGCACCCCAUGCCGUGGCCGGAGACAGUUGCCGCAGACGCCGCUGACCCCGCGCCCCAGCAUCACGUACAAGACUGCCAACUCCUCGCCUGUGCACUUCUCCAGUUUCCAAACUGGCCUGCCGACCUUCUCCCCAGGGCGCCUGAGCCGCGGUCUGUCAGAGCACAAUGCAUUGUUGCAUGGAGACUCACAGGGCCCCUCGCAGACCCUGGUGGCCCGAAUCGGUUCGGACCCUUACUUGGGGCACCGGGAGGACAGUGACAGUCCGUAUCAUAUCGUGCCCGAGGACACGCUUACCUUUGAGGAGGCUGUUGCUACUAAUUCAGGAAGAUCCUCCCGGACUUCUUACGUCUCCUCUUUGACUUCCCAGUCGCACCAAAUCCGCAGAGUCCCCAAUGGGUACCAUUACACUUUGGGCCGUGGCUCCGGCCCUGGGACCAGCACCAGAGCAUGUAGCUAUUACCACGAAAGGGAUGAAGAUGAUUGGUGCUAGCAGGAAAAGGUCUGGUUUUUGCACACUGGAAAUUGAUGAGUUUUAUCAUCCAGAAAGCUGUGUCUGUCUGUCUGUCUGUGCGCUCAGCCCCAUGGCAGUCAGGGCUUGGAGGGGGAAGCACAAAAUGCUUUCCUGGUGGAACUCCUCACUCCCAGAAGACUGCCCUGCUUGCGUGCACAAAGCCAUCGGAGAUGCCUCUGUUUUUGCAGCUUAUCUCUCCUUUUGCACUACAGAGUGAUGGAUCGGGAACGGAAGGCUGUUCCUUACAAGGGGGUGGGGGCAGCUUGCUCCUGCUGCACUCCUCACUGCCUUGCCUAGGUAAAUGUCACCCCCCCCCUCCAGAUGACACAACUGUUACUCAAGCAAAGAGCCCAAGAGGAAGUCUUCAUGGGACUGGAACCUUUGCAGAGUUCAGGAUGACUGGGGUAUAUAAAGAAGAAAGGAACUGGCAUGUACAAAACCGAGCCUGUCAUUUAUUUGGUUAGCACUAAGAGGGGAAACAAUCCAGCCAGACAGUGGAUUUGAUAUUUGGUAAGAGCAAUCCUUUUUAAACAGAGCCGGUAACAAAACCUUCCAGCCAACAAAGCACCAUGAUGUCGUCUGUGACGCCUUUUAUCCACUAGUUUGUUUCCACAUUUUUCUGGGUCCUUCACGUUGACAUUGAGGAAAGCCCUGGGGAGCUAUUGGGGUAGAGAUGGUUUCCAGACCGUUGUCCUUGCUGCUAACUUCGUCCGUCUUUCCCUGUUGGGAUGCAAGAUGCCUCCGCUCACCAUUUUGUCUUGUUUACAAUCCGAGAUGGAAAAGGGAGGAGGGGCAGGCAAAGGAAACGUGUCUUUGGUUUUAUAUUGAGCUGUUAGACAAACUUAAACUUUUCAUUGUGUGCAUUUUUUUGUAAAUUGUACAGUAAAAAAAAGAAAACAAAAAAGA